Molecule: messenger RNA, 2371 nt
Organism: Nyctereutes procyonoides (raccoon dog)
Lineage: Eukaryota; Metazoa; Chordata; Mammalia; Carnivora; Canidae
Gene: AKR7A2
Product: aldo-keto reductase family 7 member A2
Exons: 7
Coding region: 1-1020 (339 amino acids)
Source: RefSeq, a predicted model, not a curated record
AUGUCCCGUCCGCUGUCGCCGUCGCGGGCCGCCUCGGGGACCCCGGCGCGGCCCGCCACCGUGCUGGGCACCAUGGAGAUGGGGCGCCGCAUGGACGCCGCCGCCAGCGCCGCGGCCGUGCGCGCCUUCCUGGAGCGCGGCCACACGGAGCUGGACACGGCCUUCAUGUACAGCGACGGCCAGUCGGAGAGCAUCCUGGGCGGCCUGGGCCUCGGGCUGCGCGGCGGCGACUGCACAGUGAAAAUUGCCACCAAGGCCAAUCCCUGGGAAGGGAAGUCCCUGAAGCCUGAUAGUCUCCGGACUCAGCUGGACACAUCCCUGAAGCGGCUGCAGUGCUCCAGGGUGGACCUCUUCUACCUACAUGCUCCUGACCACGACACCCCCGUGGAAGAGACGCUGCGGGCCUGCCACCAGCUGCACCAGGAGGGCAAGUUCGUGGAGCUGGGCCUCUCCAACUAUGCCGCCUGGGAGGUGGCCGAGAUCUGCACCCUCUGCAGGAGCAACGGCUGGGUCCUGCCCACCGUGUACCAGGGCAUGUACAACGCCACCACCCGGCAGGUGGAGACGGAGCUCUUUCCCUGCCUCAGGCACUUUGGAUUGAGGUUCUAUGCCUACAACCCUUUGGCGGGGGGCCUGCUGACGGGCAAGUACAAGUAUGAGGACAAGGAUGGGAAACAACCCGUGGGCCGCUUCUUUGGGAAUAGCUGGGCUGAGACCUACAGGAAUCGCUUCUGGAAGGAGCACCACUUUGAGGCCAUUGCCCUGGUGGAGAAGGCCCUGCAGGCUGCGUAUGGCAGCAGCGCCCCCAGCAUGACCUCGGCCGCCCUCCUGUGGCUGUACCACCACUCCCAGCUCCAGGGUGCCCGUGGGGACGCAGUCAUCCUGGGCAUGUCCAGCGUGGAGCAGCUGGCCCAGAACUUGGCGGCGACUGAGGAAGGGCCCCUGGCACCGGCCGUGGUGCAGGCCUUCGAUCAAGCCUGGCACCUGGUCGCCCACGAAUGUCCCAACUACUUCCGCUAGGGCCAGGCCCGCCUCCACCUGCCAGAGGUUUCUCUCUUUCAGGUCACCUCUUCUGUUCUCAUCCCAACUAGUCUGCCUUAAGCUGAUUUAGUGGACUUUUUUGAUUGUCUGGAUCGAUGCAUUAUUUUUCUAGAUUCCUACCUGGUUCCCAGUUGCCUUCACAAUGUGGAAAGGUUGGGGCUCUUGUCCACUUGGGAAGUUCCUGUCUGAAUAAAGCAGACACCUGACCUAACUGUAAUCUAGGCCCUGAGUAAACCCCACGAACCUGUGUCCUUUACUGUCUGCAACCUGUUUUCAUCCUGCUCCAGGGAGGCAGGACCGUGAACUGGAGUCUCCAGAGGGCAGAGGUGCAGCACACACUGCCCUCAGGAGGGUGCCUCCUGAUCUCUGUCCAGAAACCAGCCUGAACUGUCAAUGGCAGGACUGAGGUCUCCUCACUCUGCUGGUCAUAGGAGAAGAAAAGGAGGCCAUACACCCAAAAGUAAAUAUUCUAAUUCAGAAUCACUUCAUGAAAUAGAAAUAGAGUUCUUGGGGCAAAACCUACUGUUAGCAUCCCCACCAAGAAGCAGAAAGAUGCCCCUGGGGACCCCCUAAGAUGUUGGGUGACAUUUUUAACAGCCUCUCAAUUUCACCAGUGGCUUUUCUCUUGUCCUGGUGAAAGCCUCCUGUCGCCUUGUCAUCUCUAAGACUCUCAGCCUUGCCCAGGGUCUCCUGCUGUUGAAAGUGGAAAUGUGACAUGGGCAGUCGGGGUCCCCAUUUCCCUUGGCAAACCCCUACUCCAAGCAGGGGACACCUGAGGCUAAAGAAGAAAAACCCCAGGUCUGAUGGUGGCUAUUUGACCAUUCCCAGUCAAAUAGCCCAACCUAGCCCUGGGCAGGGAGUUGGGAGUUAGCCACGCAACAGAGGUCAGCAGUUGGAGCUUCCAGAUCUUGAAGUGAGACAGAGAGCUCAAUUUGGAAAUGUCAGACCAAACCACCAACCAGAAAGUCUUUGUUCUAAGAAAUGUCCUAUUUGCCAUCUAGAGGGUGUUACCUUGCAGACAAAAUUUUAUUCUCUUAAGAAGCAGUCACCGUCCCUUGUCUUCACAAUAAAAUGGAUUCCUCCCCUGAGUGGGAUGGUGUAUCAGUUACCAUUGCACAACUAGCCAUCCUAAAAUCGAGUUGACUAAAAUGGCAAAAAUCCUCCAAGUUGCAAUUAAUCUGAAGAUUCAAUGCAAUCUCUACCGAAAGUCCAACUGGUUUUUUGUUCGUUUGUUUUAACAGAAAUUCAUAAGUCCUAAAAUUUGUGUGGAAAUUCAAGGGACACAGAAUAACUAAAAUAAUCUUGAAUAAAAAGACUGAGUUCUCUGAUU